AUGGCAAAGCUUGUUCAUAACAUCCAAAAGAAGCAACAUAAAGAGCGUUCUCAAACUUCUGAAAGGGCCAGAUAUGGUCUCUUGGAAAAAAAGAAAGAUUAUAAGCUUCGUGCAGCUGAUUAUCAUAAGAAACAAGCAGCUAUCAAGGCUCUUAAAUCUAAGGCAGCAACAUAUAAUCCGGAUGAGUACUACCAUGCGAUGACAUCUAACAAAACCGAUGAUAGAGGUAUCUUGGUAUCUGAUAGAGGUAAUGAAUCACUCUCUGUGCAACAGGUGAAGCUUUUAAAGUCCCAAGAUGUGAAUUACGUAAGAACUGCUAGACUUAAUGAACAGCUGAAGAUAGCCAAGCAAAAGCAACAACUUCAGUUUGAAGGUAAAGGAAAACAUACAGUAUUCGUUGAUUCCUUUGCAGAACAAGCCAAUUUCAGGCCUGAAGAGUAUUUUCAAACUGAUAAACUGUUACUUUCCAAAAGAGAAAAUCGUUUAAAGGUUGACCAGUUGGAACAGAAUAACCAGAAAUCCUCGCUUGUGGAAAGAUUAGACGAAAAGGAUCAAGACUUCAAUAACCUUAAAAAGUUGAAACAGUAUAAAUUAUUAAAACGAAGGUUGGAUAGAGAAAAGGAGUUGAAACAAGUUGAAAGUAGAAUGGAACAGACUAGAGAAUUAAUGAAAAAGGGCAGUAAGAAGAAGCUGGUCGACAGUGAGGGUAAGGUUCAAUUUAAGUGGAAGAACCAAAGAAAGAGGUGA
Messenger RNA from Dujonia railenensis, 747 nucleotides. The record is from the annotation of a GenBank genome assembly. Lineage: Eukaryota; Fungi; Ascomycota; Pichiomycetes; Serinales; Debaryomycetaceae.